Oncorhynchus gorbuscha (pink salmon) is the source of this 2435-nucleotide messenger RNA. Its product is annotated as ras-associating and dilute domain-containing protein-like. The record is from RefSeq and is a predicted model, not a curated record. Gene Ontology annotation, cellular component: microtubule. Lineage: Eukaryota; Metazoa; Chordata; Actinopteri; Salmoniformes; Salmonidae. Gene Ontology annotation, biological process: substrate adhesion-dependent cell spreading; neural crest cell migration. Gene Ontology annotation, molecular function: GTPase binding.
AGACAUUCCCUCUGCCAGUCCCCUCACCUGUUGCUGCUGCAGGGAUGCAACAGACAGGACUGCCUGGUGUACCUGUUGAACAGAGAGCAGCACACUGUGGGUCAGGAGACCCCGUCAGCCCGUCCAAACAUCUGCCUGUCCUCUCCUGACAUCCUGCCACUCCACUGUCGCCUCCACCGGGUCCCUGCCCCCCCCCAUCCCCACGCGACGGUCCUGGUCAACUUCUCCCGGUGCGAGCAAUCCACCCAGCUCCGCCAUGGCGACCUCCUGUCGUUCGGAGCCCACUACAUCUUCCUGUAUAAGGACCCAACGGGUGCCAAACCACUCCCCGCCCAGACGCUGGCACGCCUCCGAACCCUGGGGCAGCUGUACGAGGCUGGGGGAGGGGGGGUGGAGACGGAGGGUGGGACGGAGGGGGGAGGGACCUGUAAGGCGUGUGGCUCUUUGUUAAAGGACAGGGGGCGUUGUCCUCCCAAACCGGCCCCCGCCAGGCGCAGUUUCAAACCGCACCUGGUGAAACCCCAAGAGCGGGGGGGCGGGGGGACAGGCGUCGUAACGACGAUCUUGGCGGGACAGAACCAGAAGAGACGCCUACAGCUGGACUUUGAGCAGGCCCACGAGGACGCCCUGGUGAGCAGGAUCAUGUCUCUGAUCGAGCCGGGCGGGGACGACCACAAGUUAGCCCCUGCCUACCUGCUGUGUCUCUGCAUACAGCACUCUGCUUCUGCCUUCCCACCAGGCUGCUUCGGCAAAUUGCUGCUGAAGAUAGUACGAUGCAUACAGACCGUCUCCUGGGAGAAGACAAAGGAAUUGGCACAGAAGCAAGCUCAGCAUCAGGACCCGGCCUCCCUGUCUCUCUUGUCCAUCAGUGAUCUGAUCCCAGACCUGCAGGUCGUAUUCUUCUGGAUGUCCAACAGUAUAGAGAUCCUGUACUUCAUCCAACAGAAGGCCCCAGCAUACACACAGGGCAUAGAGACGCUCGACUCUAAAGGUUCCAAGGAGUCGUUGCUAUCGGCGACCAUCUCAGCCAAUGAGGAGGCUAUGACCAUCCUGGAGGAAGUGAUCAUGUACACCUUCCAGCAAUGUGUCUACUACAUCACCAAGUCCCUGUACGUAGUACUUCCUGGUCUACUGGACUGUAACCCGUUCCCGGUGGACAGCUCUGAACCCUGCUGGAGAGGAGGUACAGGCUUUCCUGAGCCCGUUCGCAGGGUCCUGCAGGUGCUCCAGUGCAGUCAGGAGCUACUCCAGGGGUACCAGGUCCACCCAGAGGUCCAGGCCCAGAUGUUCUCCUACCUCUUCUUCUUCUCCAACGUAUCUCUCUUCAACCAGCUCAUGGACAAGGGUCCGUCGCGGGGCUGGUUCCAGCGCUCUAAGGUUCUCCAGGUACAGGCCUGUGUCAGGAUGGUUCUAGAGUGGACUAGGAAGGCGGGGCUUAGUUACCUGGCAGACAAGUUCUUCAACAAGUUCAACAGCGCUGUCAGCAUCCUGGCCACACCUCCUCAGCAGCUAACACAGAUGAGUUGGAAGGUGCUGUGUGCAGACCACCCCAGUCUGAAGCCGGUUCAGCUGCAUGGCCUGUUGACUCAGUACCAGUUGACAGCUGAGAUGGGGCCUGUUCCUAUCUGGCAGCCCGGCAGUGAGGAUGAGGCAUACAUAUACAGGACAGUGGACCUUUUGGAGAGUUUUGAGAACCACCCUCCCAUCGUCCUCCCCAGCGGGGGGUUCAGAGUGGACCUGGACAGUGACUGUCUAGAGGACAGCAUCUAUAGGCAGCUGCUCUAUGUCAAACACUUCCUCUGGGGGCUACGCACACACACUCACACACACCCCACUAUCAACAACACACACACUCACACACACCCUACUGUCAACAACACAAACACUCACACACACCCUACUGUCAACAACACAUCCCCGGUCAGGAGGGUGGAGGAGUGGGUGAGGGACAGAACCCCAGGCCAAUGUCACAACAGUGUGAGGAGAAAUGGCACCGCCCCCCACUUCCGGCCGACCAACCAGGACCCUUCGUGCCUCCUGACUUCGCCCAACACGCCCCGGAACCCCGAGGGGGGUGGGGCUGACCUGGUUGGACACGCCCCCCAGGUCAACGGCUGCAGUAAUAGGACACAUUCAAUGGACAAGAAGAAAAGCAACGGACUAGAUGGUAGUUUAAGUGAGUUCCCCUUCCCUGUGCCUCCCGAGGCCCUGCUACCUGAUGAUGAGUGUUGUCUGGUGUUUGUAGUGGAGCUGAACAAGGGACCCUACGGACUGGGCAUGGGACUCAUAGACGGACUGCACACGCCUCUGAAUGCUCCAGGGAUCUAUAUCAGAACUCUGAUACCAGACGGUCCGGCGGAGUCCGACGGGAGGCUGAGGAGAGACAGGAUACUAGCGGUUAACGGGACCAGCCUGAUAGGAGCAGACUACCAGAG